This is a messenger RNA of Arabidopsis lyrata subsp. lyrata, 1194 nucleotides long. Its product is annotated as MYB-like transcription factor ETC2. Bases 772 to 1077 code for a protein of 101 amino acids. Gene Ontology annotation, cellular component: nucleus. Lineage: Eukaryota; Viridiplantae; Streptophyta; Magnoliopsida; Brassicales; Brassicaceae. Gene Ontology annotation, molecular function: transcription cis-regulatory region binding. The transcript has 3 exons. Gene Ontology annotation, biological process: cell differentiation. The record is from RefSeq and is a predicted model, not a curated record.
GGACUUUAUAAGUACCAUUACGACCCACAGAACUAUAUAUCACAAUUCACAACACAAAAUUAACGGUUUUUGGACUGUCCAAUUUUCAUGAAAUAGAAAAUUCUGGGGAAAAAAAAUCUCAACUAAUGGUAUUGGAGAACUCUAAAAUAAACUUGUAGUUAAUGUACAUUCACAUUCCAUUCUUCGUCCGUAAAAAUUUCCAAAAUAUAAAAAGGAAAACUGUGAUAUAAAUUAUAACUUGUAGGAUUUACGUGUUCACGAUAUUUAUUGCGAAAUGUAAUUGCAUGUGAUGUUUUUCACUCGAUUUUAAUACGCUACUAGCCAAGAAGAAUAAAACUAACACGUCAUUUUAGUGACUUUGUUAAAAUGUUCUCUUAAAUUUUGGAUAUUACAAAACCAUUAUCAAAAAAAAAAAAAAAUGGAUAGUAACUUCGAAUGACGUCCAAAGAUUUCCUUUGUGAAUUUAGGUCAGAAAUCAAAAUCUGACCAAAAUUUAUUGUGAGCAUUAUGAACUUUUUGAAUAGUAACAAACAAAUCGAACAUAUCUCAAAAUUUUGUUUUGACGUAUUCAAUCGGGAUGUCUAUAAAAAAGUGAGUAAUAGUAUAUUAAGGAGUAUGUAGAAAUUCCAAUAAAAAAUAAACCAUUUCUUCUCUCUCUCUUUCUACAUAACUUUUGUUUCCCUCACAUCUAUUCUACCUUGCAUUCUCCAAACCCUACAUUUCAGUUUCUCUCUAUAUUUACAUAAUCUUCUUAUACUUUCCACAGUAGUUAUGGAUAAUACCAACCGUCUUCGUCGCGGUCGCAGUUUUAGGCAAACCAAGUUCACUAGAUCGCGACAUGACUCCGAAGAAGUGAGUAGCAUCGAAUGGGAGUUUAUCAGUAUGACCGAACAAGAGGAAGAUCUCAUCUCUCGAAUGUACAGACUUGUCGGUGAUAGGUGGGAUUUAAUAGCAGGAAGAGUGGUCGGACGAAAGGCAAAUGAGAUUGAGAGAUUUUGGAUUAUGAGAAACUCUGACUUUUUCUCCCACAAACGACGACACUUUAACAAUUCUCCCUUUUUUUCUUCUCCUCCUUAAUUUCUUUUGUUAUUGACAAGAAAAGCUAAAAUUUGAAAGAAAUCAAACUUUAAAUCGUUUAGUAGAACAUAUCCUGAAUGUUUUUAUUAUUCUCAUCAAAGAGAAAAUUGUUGAAUC